Molecule: messenger RNA, 1440 nt
Organism: Trypanosoma rangeli
Lineage: Eukaryota; Euglenozoa; Kinetoplastea; Trypanosomatida; Trypanosomatidae
Exons: 1
Molecular function (GO): protein binding
Source: RefSeq, a predicted model, not a curated record
GGGCAUACCAACUACGUUCGUUGUCUGUACGCGGAGGGGAGUGCCGUCGUGAGCGGUUCUGAUGACUGCACCGUACGUGUAUGGGAUGCGGGAUGUGGUGAGACGCAGCUCACCGGUCACUUUCAUGGUCGUGCGGGUGUCUCGGCUGUAUGUCGCGUCGGUGUCACAAUGUGGUCGGGUGACAACGAGGGGCGAGUCAUCGCCUGGAAGCUGAGCACAUGUGAGGCAUUGCGUGUGCUGCACGCACACGGGGGUCGCGUUGUCUCCCUGCGAAAGAUCGGCUCCCGUGUUUACUCUGGUGGGGCUGACGGCAUCAUUGCGGUGUUUGAUGCGGAGGACAGUCAGCUGGUGCAGCGGAUCGAGGAGCACCGGGGCGCUCGUAUCACUGCCAUCGUUGGGCCCUCUGAACUGCGUCGGUUUUUUGUCUGGUCGUGUGAUACCGACAAGAAGAUUCGAUGUUGGUACCAGGAUGAGUAUGUGCCAAUGACCGGCGACCAGGAGAGGUUCACAGAAGGUUUUUGGUACAAUACUGGAUCAACUCCUUACCGCGAGUUUCGCGAGAGUGUAUUGAGGCAAAACAAGUUUUUGCGUGAGAAGCUGAUGAUGUCGGCGAAGCAAAAUACACGGAUGUUAGACCUUAUGAGCUUUUCCAGCACGUUACUGAGUCCAAAAAAAAUGCAGCAGCAGGAAGUGAGCAUCAGAAAGGAACAUCAGCUUGCUAAGGAGCGUCAGGAACUUGUUGAGGGUGAAGUACGCAAGUCAAAAGAAAAGCUUCAAACUCUCGAGAAUGAGGCGCGUACUGUGUUGGAACUUCUCCGUGUAGCUCAGGCAGAAUUAGGUGUCUUGGAUAUGUCAGCAUUUCACUCUAUCCGUGGAACAAACAGCAGCGCGUCCUCAGGGGCAUCCCAUACGAAUAUAACGCUGCUUUCACCCCCAAUAACAGAUGAUAUGCAGAUCUUCAGAGGUACAGGGGUCUCUGGAGCGGUUGAUGUGCCACCGUUCCCACCAGGUCGUGUGGCCGGUGUCGCGUCCGCUGUCACCUCUAACUUACCAGCCAAUACUGGAGCCUCUCCACCAACUUCCGCCCCCAAUUACUGCGCAGCAGCACAGUCGUUUGUUGCGGGCCGCGGGAUACCAACGUUUUUGCCGGGAGGCAUGGCUGGUGCCACUGCUGUGACGCAACCCUACUCGGCCACAACGCCGUUGCCGGGAGGCAUGGCUGGUGCCACUGCUGUGACGCAACCCUACUCGGCCACAACGCCGUUGCCGGGAGGCAUGGCUGGUGCCACUGCUGUGACGCAACCCUACUCGGCCACAACGCCGUUGCCGGGAGGCAUGGCUGGUGCCACCGCUGUGACGCAACCCUACUCGGCCACAACGCCGUUGCCGGGAGGCAUGGCUGGUGCCACCGCUGUGACGCAACCCUACUCGGCCACAACG